UUUAUUUUUUUUCCUCGUCUUCGUUUCUUUCUUCACUCGCUUUAAAGGCAACUGCUUAAAUGUGAACUUUUUGCCAAAUUAAGAGAGAAGCCAGGCCGCCACCACCACCACCCACCACCGCACCAACACCACCGGAGGGCGCCUCGCCGACGACCGGUGGUGAAAGGUUGAAGAAGCGUAAAGCCUUUUGUCUUCUUGAAAGAUGGGUCAGGGGCUGAGUUGUGCGACAAGUCAAGAGAAUGGAUUGUUUAGUGCAGUUCAAGUUGGAGAUUUUGAAACAGUUGAAGCUUUGUUAAAAAGAGACGCCAAUCUUUUACAUCAUACAACUGUUUAUGAUCGCCACUCUGCCAUUCAUAUAGCUGCUGCUAAUGGCCAGAUCGAGAUUUUGGCUAUGCUUUUGGAGAAAUCCAUGAAUCCGGAUGUAGUGAAUCGUCACAAGCAGACUCCACUUAUGUUGGCUGCAAUGCAUGGGAAGAUCUCCUGUGUGAAGAAGCUCAUUGAAGCCGGGGCAAAUAUCUUAAUGUUUGAUUCCCUUCAUGGAAGAACUUGCUUGCACUACGCAGCCUAUUAUGGUCACUCUGACUGCCUUCAAGCAAUCCUCUCUGCUGCUCAAUCUAGCCCUGUAGCUGUUUCUUGGGGAUAUGUAAGGUUCGUGAAUACAAGAGAUGCUAGGGGAGCCACUCCCUUGCACUUAGCAGCCCGUCAAAGACGGCCUGAUUGCUUACAUAUCCUGUUGGACAAUGGUGCUCUUGUUUGUGCUUCAACGGGUGGAUAUGGUUGUCCAGGAAGCACUCCUCUUCAUUUGGCUGCUAGAGGGGGAUCUCUUGAUUGCAUCCGCAAGUUGUUGGCAUGGGGUGCAGAUCGUCUUCAAAGAGAUGCAUCUGGGAGAAUACCAUAUGUAGUUGCUCUAAAGCACAAGCAUGGAGCAUGCGCGGCUCUGCUAAAUCCUUCAUCAGCAGAGCCUCUUGUCUGGCCAGCACCUUUAAAGUUCAUUAGUGAGCUCAAUGAGGAGGCAAAAGUACUAUUGGAACAGGCCUUAAUGGAGGCAAACAGGGAAAGGGAAAAGAACAUCCUGAAGGGAACAGCUUACUCACUUCCUUCACCCUCUCAUUCUGACUCUGGGCUAGAUGACAGUAUUUCUGAGGCGAGCGAUACCGAAGUAUGCUGUAUAUGCUUUGAGCAGAUCUGCACAAUUGAAGUUCAAGACUGUGGCCACCAGAUGUGUGCACAAUGCACUCUAGCCCUGUGCUGCCACAACAAGCCCAACCCCACGACUGCGAGUUUAACACCCCCAGUAUGCCCCUUUUGCCGAAGCACCAUUGUCCGAUUGGUGGUAGCCAAGAUAAAAAAUUAUGAUGAUACUGAUCAGGAUAUUGGUGACAUGAGUUCCUCAAAGGUGAGGAAAUUGAGAAAAUCAAGGAAUUUCUGUGAGGGAAGCAGCAGCUUCAAGAGCUUAUCCGCAGUUGGUUCAUUUAGCAAGAUGGGAGGCCGUGGCUCAGGAAGGAUUGCUGCAGAAAAUGAAUGGAUUGAUAAGCCUUGAAACUUGGGCGUUUUGGCAGCUCUUGCUAAUUAAAAUUUUCAAGCUGUCAAUCAAGGAUAUUCCCUUCUGCUUCAAUGGAAAAACAAAAAAACAAAAGGGGGCCAGAGAAAAAUCAAGCAAUUAUGGUGAGGACUGGACCCAUUUGGUAUAUAUAGGUAGAGGUCCAUUUGCUAUGUAGGUUUUGGGGGAAGGAAAUAAGCAAAGAAGUGAGUUGCAGGUUUGGGUUGGUAAGUUUGUUAAUAGCUGCGUGGGGUCCUAUUGUUGUAAUCUUUGUUUACUUGAGAUUGAAGUAGCACUGGUCUUCCUGAGGGGGCCUGUUAGAUGCCUGAAUUAGUAUUGAAAAAAAAAAUAACAAAAAGAAAAGGAAUUCUUUUUCUUC
Molecule: messenger RNA, 1919 nt
Organism: Theobroma cacao (cacao)
Lineage: Eukaryota; Viridiplantae; Streptophyta; Magnoliopsida; Malvales; Malvaceae
Product: putative E3 ubiquitin-protein ligase XBAT31
Molecular function (GO): protein binding
Source: RefSeq, a predicted model, not a curated record